Messenger RNA from Seminavis robusta, 4698 nucleotides. The record is from the annotation of a GenBank genome assembly. NCBI's taxonomy places the organism in Eukaryota, Bacillariophyta, Bacillariophyceae, Naviculales, Naviculaceae.
CGUUAACAAGGAGUCUCUGCGAGUUGGUACCGGUGUCCGCGAAUACCCGGACACGUGGCUUUGAGCAUCUUGUUUACCAAAGAUCCAAAGAUGUAAUUAUUUACGGGAUUGAGAGUUGCUUUUUGGGUCACUGGUCACUGGUGCGGCUCCAACAAAAUCAGCGAUAAGCAUCGCAAUUCCUCUUAAAUCUUUGCAAGCAACACUGUGGCGUUGCGAAACCCAGCCUCACAAUUUUAUUUUUGAAAUUUUGCGGGGGUGAUCUUGACUGGGUAUGUUUGAAAUAGAAUGGGUGUCCGUUAAGCUCGUAGACCUGGACCGAGAUUCCACAGCAGGAGCGAUGUCACUCGUCACACCUCCAGAAGGAGCCAAAAUAAGGUCCUGUUGCCUUUACCAUUCACCCGAGAUUGCUGUAUGCCGAGGUUGUAAAAUAGCCAGUCAGGAUUGACCCAUAUUAUUAUUCUCGAGCAGCAACCAGCAACAACAGCCAUGAACACUCCCACCUCUGUCGUCCCUGGAUCGUCGGGAAACAGCAACAAUGAAGACGAAAGUCCACCGAACAGCACUCACGCCAGUACUACCUCUCCUGGUGGCUUCCACAACGUUGUCUUUAGCAUGCCUACCGGUGCCAAUCGCCGCGACUCGGUGAUGAGCUCCACCAACUCCAUUCUUACGUUUGAUGCCAUUCCUGAGGGAGAAGAGAGAUCAGAGGCAUCUACGACGUCUUCGACAGAGGUGAUGGAUCAGCUCAACAGUUCGGAAGUGUCUAUACAGGGUUUGGCGGAACUGGAGGAAACCAGAAACAGUUUGAUUGACGGGGGGGAUGAAAGUCCUUUGCAACGCAGUAGUCACACCAUCAGUGACACGGAUGCGGCAAUGUAUUCAGCCCAGUUCAUGGAGCAGUUGGAACGUAGUACGAGCAGCUCUACUGUCCGCGUCAGCAAUAUCCGAGGAGGGAAAAGCAAGGGCGCAAGUGGUAGUUCAUCCACCAUUGGAACUAUUGGGUCAUGCUCUUCGAGCUCCUCCAAGUCUUUCAAAGGAUCAGACGACCUGCUCAGCGUAAGCGAUCAUGCCAAACCUCUGGUGAGCAAGAGCGAUCAUACCAGCAACCUUCUUUCGAGCAAAAGCGACCAUGCCAACAACAACCUGCUUAGCAAAAGCGACCACGCCAAUGCUAGUUGUCUUCGGGCCCAUAAGCAUACUCGACGACAUCGCCAUCAGGGACGCAUGUCCAUGACGCAUCGUAUGAGCCAAGUGGGGACCGGAGCCUUUAGGCGAAUCUCCCGCGUCAGUAUGAUCAUUUCAGAAGCAGGAGCGGAGAGUCUUCGUGCUGUGCCGGAAACCAUGGAGAAGUACCUUGAUCCUGACGAAAUUGAGGAUGCAGACUUUGACUACAUCUUGAUUGGAUUUUUUGGGACUCUGCAGUUGGUCUUCUUUGGAUUGAUUGUGACCUUCUUUUCCUUUCCGACUUGGGUGGUGACAUGUCCAGCAUUAGUUGGCUCUGUUGUAUCAAUGGCAGCUUUGACCAAGACUAUUGACAAGACCACACGAGGAGAACGUAUUGUCAAUAUCAUUGGGUUGACCAUCAUUCUGAUCAUGACGACACUCUUUCUCGUGCUGGCGACUAGUUCUUGUACCCAUUGUGUCUUUCAUUGGGCCGAAGAUGCAAUGGCAUCGUCGCAAGACUUUUCUGGAAUGGACAACAGCAAAGGCUUCCUUGACAAGACAGGAGUGGCAUGGGACCUCCUGUUGAGUCGGGAUGACACCGAUGGGGACCUUGGUCAUCAGCAGAAAGCCAAGUUCACAGCCUCUUGCCGAAAAUGUGUCAGUAGUGUCUUUGUUCUCUUCUUGGACGAUUGGCAACCACUCCAGUGGGUUCCCUUUUGGAAGGGCAAUGGUCAAGAUGCUGCUGCUAUUGACGAAGCCAAUCGGGCAGAACUCAUCGCAGAAGAGGAAGAAAUGUUCGAUUUGCACCCGUACCAACAUGCAGAUUCCAUGUUUGGCGAUCUGGCCGCUUGGUACCUACAUUACAGCAACAAGACAGUCGCAGCCAAUCUCAAAACUUUCAAUCAAAAGUUUGCCAGCGCGCUCAGUGUUGACGGACACUUCACUGACACGGAAAUAGCCGAUGUCAUGGAGACUUUUUUGUGUUCUCCGGCCAGUCGAGUUGACAACCCUGAUCCCAACAAGUUUUUGGCAGAUUUGAAGAUGCCUCGGUUCACCGGUGAACAGGGGGUGAACAUAUCCACUGCUGCACUGCAACGUGUUAUGCGAGGUGACGUUCUAAAAGAUAUUGGCGUUGCCUUGUGCUUCGUUCUGCGAUUUGCUCUUUUUGUUCCAGAGGAUCAUGAUUUGGAGAAGAAAGCUAUCAGUUAUACUCAGUUGUUCCCAUCUACGAAUGAUGAAGGCAUGAAGAUCCACGAUUACACAACUACGCUCUACUUCUUCACCAGUCCAGGCAUGGAUCAGGACAUCGACGUAGACUCUGGAAAUAUGAAGCUGCUGGAAAGCCUGGUUGACAUUUUCACGCGGUUUGAUUUUGAAGAUAAACCUAUCUACUUUCAGUCUAAGGAAGAGUACUACGCGUUCUACCGCUGGGAAUUGGAGGGAACCAUCCAGGAUGAUUGGUAUUUUCCCCGGUGGUUCCUGCAAACAGAGAAGUAUGCCGACCUUGCCGAUUUCAUGGCGGACAAACUGAAGUAUGCCAAUGACUAUGCUGCAUUCGAAGAUCCAACCAGCGACCGUACGCUUGCUGACCGAGUCUUCUUUGGACCAGGUGCCAAGUUCUUGACCCAGGUCAAGUUACCGGGUAUCAACGAUGACUACGAGUACUUGUAUCCAGGCAGACCCAGCCAAUACAUGACAGAUGAACACCGUGAAGCGUUUCGGUAUCACAUCAAGCCCACUUCGGAUCAAUUGCUUGAUAUGAUCUACAAGUUUUGGCCUAACGAGGCGAAGAGGGCUCGACGACGUGGAGAAGCAGUUCCGUUGGCAAGGUUCAAGGACAAAAUUGCGGAAAUCGACCUGGCAGUGUUUGCCAAGCUGGAGACUCGUGAGAGCUUUUUCGCACCUGGUUGCAUCCUGUACCUAGAUACAAAGACUAAGCUCCCAAUGGGAAUUUGGGAGUCUAGCAGGAAAAGAAUGUUCCUGCCCGGUGAAAAGGACUGGGAGCAUGCCAAAUACUUCUACCGAGUAACGGAACGAGUUGUGGUGGCCACCUUUCAUGUAUUCGAGUCGCAUUUCACGUGGUCCCAGCCUUUUGCCACCGCUGCCUGGCAGUGUCUGCCGGAGAACCAUGGAUUGAGAAUUCUCACUAAACCGUUCACUCUACACACCCACUCUGUCAAUUGGGCUGCCUAUCACAUGUUGGGUCGCAACCACAGCAUUCUAAACCACGCAAGCGGAUACACCCAGGACGGGUACACGGAGUUCUUUAUGCUCAUUCACAAAGAUCUCAACUUUUCGCGAACCGUCCCUAUAGCACUUGAAGAAUCCAAUUUGCACAAGGUGAUGGACACCAGGAAAGUUCCAUUCCAUUCACAAGCAAUACGCCUUUGGGAAGCGCAUCGAGAGUUUGUGGAGAGCUUUGUAAAGGUUCUCUAUCCGACGGACGAAGCUAUGCUACAAGACGACGCUGCAGUCCGUUUCUGGCACCACGCCAACACUUACGGAAGGAACAUGGAUCCGUGUGUUUGUGGACUGAACUCCGAUCUAUUCUUUGACGACAAAGCAUGGCCCGGUUUUGAAACCACUCGGACCUGCAUGGAGCUGCUAGAUCUUGUGAAAUACGCAAAAGGACAGCACGAUGUGACUCGCCGACGAAACUGGUGCACGAAAGAGGACCCCUUUACCCGGGUAAAGGCAGUAAGGCUCUCCCUUCAAAUCAAGUGCAACUUAGAUCCAGGCUGCAGCCACCUGCCCUAUGGGCUCAUGUACAUGCGCACUGAUAUGGGAUUGAAGGAGUUGAAGACCAGGGAUCAGCUAAUCGAUUACAUCACCACCAUUGUAUGGCACUCCACUGCUGGGCAUAACGUCAACUCGGACAACAUCCCAUCUUUUGCGGACCCCGACUUUUCAGGUGUAAGAAUGAGAGAAUUUGGGCCUGGAGAGGGAGAGCUGAUGAGCCGCAUUGACGUUGGUGCCUAUAUCUUCGGCAUUACUAUUGCUUCUUUGACCUCUCUGAGGGCUCCGCCUCUGUUGGGUGACUGGACCCCUCUGUACUCUCACUUUGCUGCGAAACAGCUGCACUUGCCCGGUGAAGAAAGAUUGAAACUGUUUGAAUCAUUGAAUGCAAUCCACAAGAAGUACAAGUUCAAACUGCUGGAUCUUGGCAGAGCCUUCCUGGCGGAGAAUCUGAAGCAUCCGGUCAAUCGUCGCUGGAACGCAAUGAAUCCAGCAACACAGGGGUCAUCAGUGAGCGUCUGAUGGGGAAUCAGGGUAAAGUGUGCUCCCUGCGGACCCUCUUUUGUCGGCCCCCCUCUUUUGAAGGUCCAAAACCAAAGCUGCUUCGGGGAUCAGAACUGAUUGUGCUCGUACAUGUCAAAUAGCUUGUUGUAUGGAUAUCGGCGCAUACCGCGUCUGCAGAGGCCGCCAACGACUAGACGCAGCCCUGGAAAGGUGCUGUUGCAACGCCACGAACACCAAACGGUAUCCUAAUAGUACUAUAGUUACCAUUAGUAAACCACCUGUUUGUUUACGGAC